Exophiala mesophila is the source of this 1370-nucleotide messenger RNA. RefSeq lists its product as uncharacterized. The coding region runs from base 48 to 1274 and encodes 408 amino acids. The transcript has a single exon. NCBI's taxonomy places the organism in Eukaryota, Fungi, Ascomycota, Eurotiomycetes, Chaetothyriales, Herpotrichiellaceae. Gene Ontology annotation, cellular component: 90S preribosome; nucleus. Gene Ontology annotation, biological process: maturation of SSU-rRNA. The record is from RefSeq and is a predicted model, not a curated record.
GGCGUACCAGUCACAGGCUGACUUUUCAACACGCCACAGUUUACGACAUGUCAAAACGAAAGCGCCAAGAAGCCGUCGACGCCGAUGAGUCUGGAAUUUUGGAUCAAGCGCUUCGAAUCAGAGUUUCGAGACUCAAAGCGCGGCUGGAGCAAUCACAGAAAAGCCUCGUGGCGGCGUUGAAACUCGCUCGCGGCAUCGAACGACAAAAAUUAGGCCGACGGCAGAAGACCGCAAGCAGCGAUCCUCAUACUUUACUAAGGCUCCGUGAAGAGGUAAUAUGCCUCAAGCAGUUGGAUCUCACCCACACGGCCAAGAGUCAACUUUUCAGACAUUUAUUCAAAACCAAAAGAAUCAGGGAGCACCCUGCUUUCAUUGAAAUCUAUGGACCCAACCCGUCGGUCGAUUCAACGGGUACAAGGGCUGGUGCAGAAGCCAAUGUCCUUGCAAGGCUGUUCAGCGCUGCGCCAGUCAGAACAGCCAUGCGGGAGAUCGUCACAACCGUUUUUGGUAUUUUAGGUCUAUCCGCCAACCCUAAGGAUGAUACUCAGAAAGGUCCAAGUGACCAUACUCAGCCAUCAGAAAAAGUUGCAGUCGAAGACCAUGACUUCGACGGCUUUUCAAAUUCAGGUUCCGAUCAAGAUGAAACAGAAGUUUAUAUCGACUCUAAAAAUGGCCCGGCUGAACCAAGGUCAUCCCACAAUGGACUGACAGCUGAAAUGCCGUCACCCUCGCUUUCUGAAGCCGACUUGAGCGAUGACAGCUCCGAUACUCUUGACGGCCAACUCACACGGUCGACAAAUAUGAAGCCGGUCUCUAAAACGGCGUUUCUUCCAUCCUUGAGUAUGGGUGGAUACUAUUCUGGCUCCGACUCAGAUGAGCCGCCCGCCUUUGACGACGAGACAGCAGGAACUAUCCAAGUACGUAAAAAUCGGCGUGGGCAAAAAGCCAGACAGCAAAUCGCAGAAAAGAAGUAUGGCGCAAAGGCGAAACAUCUUCAGAAACAGAAAGACAACCAUGAUAGAAACGCCGGGUGGGACGCGAAAAGAGGGGCCAUCACAGGUCGAGGGGAUGCUAAGCGAGGCUUUGCUACCAGAGACAGAGGUAAAGCCUCUCAUUCACAUGCACGAGGAGCACAAAGACAUGUUGAGACAGCACCACAGAAGAAACGUGACGAUCAGGGCCCAAUCCAUCCAUCCUGGGAAGCCGCCAAAAAGCGAAAGAUGCAGUCUCAAGCUCCGGCCCAGUUCAGUGGGAAGAAAAUCACAUUUGAUUGAUUCACGCCACACUACAUUUGCACAAUCGUCCUCAGGACAUAUUGGACUCACUCUAAAUUAGCCAGAGAUCUUAAUCACAAGCUUGAAGCAGUUAUG